GACAGCUACAGUAUACUUAUAUAUAAUAAAUAAAUCUUUAAAAAAAACCACACAACACCCUAAAAACACUUUUGUUUGACUAAUAGACUGCUAGAAGAAAAAAAAAAAAUAAUGUCCCUUCCUAUUGUAGACUCCCAGGGCAGUUAAUUAUGAAAACUGUGGAUCCUGGCCAGUGCUGGCCAUCAGAUCUCCACCUUGCUUAUUUUAGCCCUUCCCUUCCUGUUUCUCUCCUGUCAAGGCCUAAGGGGCCUAGAACAAGAAUCAGUCCUACUAAGGUAGAAACUGCCUAAGCAAAUGAGGACACUGAUCUUACCCACACCAGACCCAACACAUUCUCUGCCAGUCCUUUAGCCCCACACCCUUUUCACUUAGAAUGGUUCAGUCAAGCAGAGAAAUGAACAUCAAGUUUCACUGUUUUCCUUGGGCUGUAUUUCAGAUGUAUAAGAAGUACAAACUAAAGGAAAACAAGGGUAGUGGUUUAAUUACACAAGGCUAGAGUUGCUCAUUCUGUAAACAGUUACAACUUAACCUAUCUUAGGUAUUAUCUUGGUGACAUGUAUGAAAAGUUACGAUGCUUUCCUUUUCUGAAAACCAGCAACGUCGCACGCUUCUCAGUGCCAUGACCCUUCUGUAUCUGAUGCAGGCACAGUAUUUUUUUUCCCAAGACAGGGUUUUUCUCUUGUAGCUCUGGCUGUUCUGGCACUUAUUCUGAAGACCAAGCUGGCCUCAAACUCCACCUGCCUCUGCUUCCCAAGUGCUGGAAUUAAAGGAGUGUACCUACUGCCAUUGCCCAGCUCAGGAGCAAACGCACUGUAUCCAGCAGUUUACAGAUGGCAGAAGUGAAGUUGAUGUUCCGAGAAGUCCUUCCAAAACAAGGGCAGUUGUCUGUGGAAGAUGUAACCACAAUGGUGCUGUGUAAACCCAAGCUCUUACCCUUAAAAUCUCUGACUCUGGAAAAACUGGAGAAAAUGCAGCAAGCAACACAGGAUACUGUCCGCCAACAAGAAAUGGCAGAAAAAGACAACCGGCAAAUAACCCAUUAACCACUACCACUUUAGGGGAUGCCCCAUUUUUAACCCCUAACUGUUCAGUAACUAGAAACUAUUAUGCAUCUGUAGGCUAGAAAUACUUAAUCUGGACAUUCAAAAUUUUAAAACACAAAAUUUGGGUGUUUAAACAUUGGUUUCUGUUAAAAGGAAAACUUUGAACCAAGUGUUAUGGAAUUUUCAAAGUUUUAAAAUUAUAAAUUUCCCAUUUACCAUACUAUUGUUAUGAAUGUAAUACAUUAAAUACAUCUUUUACGGAUGAAGGAUUUAUUAGAAACUUGAAUCUGAAGAUAAACUCUAAUGUGAAUAUAUUGUUGGGCUUGUACAUUACCCAAAAAUAAACAUAAGCAAUUGUGUGCCA
Molecule: messenger RNA, 1407 nt
Organism: Mastomys coucha (southern multimammate mouse)
Lineage: Eukaryota; Metazoa; Chordata; Mammalia; Rodentia; Muridae
Gene: Bbip1
Product: BBSome interacting protein 1
Exons: 3
Coding region: 831-1043 (70 amino acids)
Biological process (GO): receptor localization to non-motile cilium; cilium assembly
Cellular component (GO): BBSome
Source: RefSeq, a predicted model, not a curated record